This is a messenger RNA of Nymphalis io (European peacock), 1339 nucleotides long. RefSeq names its product leucine-rich repeat and fibronectin type-III domain-containing protein 5-like. The transcript has 4 exons. The coding region runs from base 242 to 1339 and encodes 365 amino acids. Gene Ontology annotation, cellular component: extracellular matrix. Gene Ontology annotation, molecular function: protein binding. Lineage: Eukaryota; Metazoa; Arthropoda; Insecta; Lepidoptera; Nymphalidae. The record is from RefSeq and is a predicted model, not a curated record.
ACAAGAAUUGAAUUUAAAGAGUAAUCGCUUUACAGACUUUCCUCACGAUGCAUUAUUCCAUGCUACUUCGCUCGAGGUUUUAGAUUUAUGUCACAAUCAAUUACAAGGCAUUGACUUCUUUAAAUUAGUGGGAUUGCACAAUUUACGGACUCUUAAUGUGUGUCAUAAUCGCAUUUCCGUAUUGAAUGGUUUUGAAUCUCCGUCGCUUAAAAAUUUGAUAAUAAUAAACUUGAGUCACAAUAUGAUAACAGUUCUUCCAUCGAACUUCUUACAACAUUCAAUAUUUUUAAAAGAAAUAGAUCUAUCACACAAUUUUGUUAGGCAUAUUCCUAGUAAUAGUAUGUCAGAAAUGACUUUUCCAGGUGUAAUUGUAUUAAAUAUAUCUUCAAAUUCUAUAAAACAACUGUUAGAAACAUAUCCGAUUCAGCAAUUUCCACAUUUAGAGGAAUUAGUUGUUACAAAUACAAAUUUAUCUAUUAUAACUAGUAAGGAUUUUGAAAACUUUAAUUCUUUAAGGAAACUAGUAUUAACACAUAAUUUAAUUACAUUAAUCUCGCCUAGUGCGUUUUUGAAUUUACAUAAAUUGGAAACGUUGGAUUUAAGUAAAAAUAAAUUAGAAAAUAUUCCUACAGAGAGACUUCAAGGUUUAUACUCAGCUAAAUUAAUAAACAUUUCUCGCAAUACGAUCAGGGAACUGCAGGACUUUGCAUCAGAUUUACAGAUAUUAGAGAUUUUGGACCUAUCUUUUAAUCAUAUCUCGAGAAUAACUAAAGAUGUUUUUCAAAACCUUGCCAACCUCAGAGAACUUUACUUAAGCGACAACUGGCUAUCAAAAAUAGUAUCAGAUAUAUUUUCAAAAUCAAAAACAAUUGCAUAUAUUGAUUUAAGUCGAAACUACUUUCAAAAGAUACCAUUCGAGAUGCUACGUUCUUUAGAAAUGCAGAUUGAAACGAUCGCCUUUGAUGAAAACCCUAUGGCUUGCAACUGCGAAUCGCAAGACCUUUGGAUAUGGAUGCAAGAUCAUAAAAAAAUUACUUUACAAGGAAAUACAAAGCUACGAUGUGAAUAUCCAGAGAAUCUUUAUGGUUUCAGAUUUUUAGAACUCCCGUCUCAGAAACUUUGCGAUAUACCUGUCGUAAUCCGUAUAGCCAUACAGGACAUUCAGACGUAUUCGGUUUUAGUUUCUUGGCACAGUCGUAAUCAAAGUGGCUUAAAUGGAUAUCAAGUAGCAUACUUCAGGGAGCAAAUGCCAACAAUGAAAUACCGCAGUAUCUUCGACGCCCAACGCAAGAAUAGCGUCUCCAUCUAUGGAAAAUUCAGGAAUGAACUUAUAUGGUGA